UCCAGCUAGCGUCAAGUUGCAGUUGCACAUAGUUCAUGUAGUUCAUUGUAGUUAAGGCAAGGUACGGUGCAGGCAUCGCAGGCACAGUUCGCACUCACUCACUGAAUUGUUGUGUGGUAUUUCAGGACACAAUGGGAACAACAGACAGCAAAGCUGACCAUGACACCACCCACCUUCAAGGCACCCAAGACAAACCCACAGAUGAAGCUGAUGGCAACCACACCCCGCUCAGUAACCGGCGCCUCGUCAAACUCAGGGAUCCCCGCUCACCCACCGAUGAAGUCCAACGGACCCCCAUCAUUGUGCCCAAGCCGGGCGAGGUCGAUGACAGCUUUGAGGACCCACGUUCACCGACGACAAAGAUUGCCCGGACGCCGAUACCUGAGACAGACCCGCGAUCCCCCACGGAGGGUGUGUCCAGAACCCCCUGCCCCUUCACCUACCCAGACCCCAGGUCACCCACCGUUAAUGUACCCCGGACUCCAAUGGUCAAAGAAUCUGAGCCAGAUAAAUUUCAAAUGCCUUCUGUUGGCAAACAUGAAAGCAUAGCCGAAGAGGGGGGAGAUGAUGACGUGCAAAAUGUCUCCAACAACAACAGCAGCGAUACAGCUCUGUUAAUCCACCGAUCUCACACAAGCGAAGAGCCUGAAGCCGCCAGCGUAGCAUCAGGGACACACAAGCCGUCCAGGGAGAACAUGCCAGACACUGGACACACUGAUGAAGGUGACUGUCAGAAGGCCAGCCUAAUUGCCUCUGAGAAAGGACCAUCCAAAAAAACAAGGAGACCCAGCUUGACAAAAUCUAUCAAGGCCAAGAUUAAUGGUACUCUGCCUGCACCGCCUCGCUCCCCACUAUCUACCCGCAACCUAGACAAGGACGCCCCCACAGUCCAAGUACGAAUGGGAGACAGCGCCAUCACAUACAACAAGAUGGGAUCGCGACGGAGACAGGCUAGCGGCACACCCACCCGACUUGUGGGCAAGUAUGAGCCAAUGAUUGACAAGGAGAACUUCUAGCAAGCAGUGAGAAAAUUCAAUGUACAUUCAUGGAUGGACCUGGUACAUCUUUCCUGUGUCUCGCCGGCAUAAUUGUCUUACCUACUGAAUAAAUGAACAACUGAAGUGAAUAUUUGAAAUGGUGUCUUGCAUAACGGAAGGAAAAUUACACUGCCAGAGAGACUUUUUUUUUUUUCAAUUUUACUUUUGAAAUAACAACAUUUGUACAUAGUAUUCCUAACCAAUUUAGUUAAAGUUUUUUUGUUUGCACACAUGCAAUGAUGUAUCCCCCCCCCCCUCUUUUUUUGACUAGAUUGUUAGUUUUGAUUUCAGAAGAUUCAUUUUUGAGUAGCCAUUGUAAAAAGAUUUAAUAUGUAGCAUGUUUGCAUCAGAACAUCCCUUUUGCAUUUGUUUUGUAAGGUGUUCAUUUACUUAGACAACAAUUUGAACUAUCCACUGCAUUUUACCCAUUCAGUAGAUUCAUACAAGUUCAUUUGCAGUGGGAUUCUUUUCAGAUGCGUGGUGGCAGCAAACACACUGGUCCUUUUCAAUGUUUGCGUCACAUUGAACGUAACGUGCGCAUGCUCAAAAUGACGUAGAAAAGGACAUUGCGUUUGCUGCCACCACAGUCUCAAAAGUCUCCCAUUCACUACAAACAAUCCCACAUAGCUACUGACAAUAACUACAUGGUGUACUUAGAGUGAAUGUAUUUCUAGUUCCAAACACCUUGUGAAAUGAUUCAAUGAUUCGUGUGCUACAUUUGUACCUCAUCUCACACCAAACUAAUAGACAGAAUUUUCAUGAAAUUUUUAUGUUAACCUUUGAAUGGCAUUAUUGCAAUUGAGUGAACUAAAAGUGAUACAUGUAUAUAUGCAUAUUAGGCCUAGAUGCAGUUGUUCCAUGGAUGUGCUUAGAGGGAACUGCGUCCUGGAAUGAGCCCAAUUGGACUACAAAACCCGCUUUGAACAAAAAGCUGUUAAUCAGAAAUAACAUUUAAAAGUACGAUAUAAAUAUCCACAAUCCACACAACUACAUAAUGUAACUCCUUCUUCGGACGUGUGCUGUGUGUAAUUUUAUGUGACAUACAUGUACACAACGUGUAUCGUACAUUGAAAGGACAGGAAAAACUGUACGCGUACUCCAUCAUGCCCGAUGUAAACAACCGGGUUUUUUUCCUCUUUUCUUGGGAACGGUAAGACAUUAGGUUGGUUAACUUUCAACCAGAUGUUUCAGAUAGGAUAAGUAAAUAAUCCAACACAUAAAAAUUUUGUAGAUUUCAGGACGCAGUGCCCCUUUAAUGUCACUGUACAUGUAAAUGUGACGUCACAAAGCUAGGUCUAGCCUGUCUAUUGUUCAAAAGGCGGAUGAAAUCAAUGCACAUCAUAAACAAACUUGAUUUAACAAACUUGGCUUCUGAGUCUGAUUAGCCCCCCUUGAACAAAGAGAUUGACUAAUUGGGGAACCGAGGGCGGGAUAGCUCAGUUGGUAAGAGCACCGGAACGGCAAUCCGGAGGUCGCAGGUUCAAGCCCCGCUCCAGGCAUUUCUUUUAAGUUGAUUAAUACAUGUACUUGAUAGGUGUAACUUGUAACACUCGGCUCUCAUGUAAUAUAGUGUAAAUUUGUUAUUCCCAGCACUGAUAUAUGUACAUAUUUUCAUAUGAAACCUUGGCUAGCCUCACAAAGAGACUCUAUGCACAUAAGUGAAUUGGAAAGUUCGAUGUAACGAAGCAGUUUCAAAAUCACGUUGAUUUUCCACCGAGAAUGUUGACUGCAGUGCCUUGCAUAAUCUUGUGUGUGUUUUGAAACAGUAUGAUUCAGUUAUUAUUGGAAAAGUAAAAAUCAAGGAACACAAGUUGAGUUUUAUAGUGCUUUUCUUCAUUCAGAACGAAGGGCUGAUACAUGUAUGUCAACAUUUUGUAAAUUUUCAAAUCGUUAUGAUUAUUAUUUUUGCAAUUUGUUACCGUAAAGAAUAUUUUACCAUGUUUACAGGCUGUGCUUCCUGCCAUGAAAAAGAAAAUCAAGAAUUUUAAAGUUACUUUUUUGUUUAUUUAAAAACUAAUACAAUCAGGGAAAUGUACACAGGGAAAAGUAUGUUUUGUAUUAAAGUUAAGUGGUGACUUUUGUGAGUGUGAAUAUAACAUUCCUGCCCCUUGCACUUGGUGAAAGAAUUGAAGAGUUUCCAAAACGUGAUAUAUUCAUGUAAAAAAGUGCAAAAGUUGCAUAGUU
Messenger RNA from Patiria miniata (bat star), 3221 nucleotides. RefSeq lists its product as uncharacterized. The record is from RefSeq and is a predicted model, not a curated record. NCBI's taxonomy places the organism in Eukaryota, Metazoa, Echinodermata, Asteroidea, Valvatida, Asterinidae. Bases 132 to 1016 code for a protein of 294 amino acids. The transcript has 4 exons.